AUGAAGAUUUCCAUUCACAGCCGAACCUUGCUGCUCCUCUUUCUCUCACAGCUCCUCUCAUUUCUUGCCUCCAAAGCAUGCCAUUUUGUAGAUAAACAAGCCCUUCUCCAUUUCAAGCAUAACAUCAUCUCUGACCCUUCAAAGCUGCUGCAUUCAUGGUCAGUUUCCUCUGACUGCUGCUCUGCCUGGGAAGGUGUUGCGUGCAGCUCCUCCGGCAGAGUUGUCAAUGUCUCACGUUCGGGACUUGUUUCAGACAAUGACUUCAUCGUUGACACGUACAUGUCUGGUACUUUGUCCCCUUAUAUUGGAAACUUGUCCUCUCUUCAACUUCUUGACCUCAGUAAUCUCAAGGACUUGAAGGGUCCAAUACCACCAGAACUUGGGAAGCUAUCUCAACUCACUCAUCUCUUUCUUGAUUCAAACAAGCUCAUUGGCUCAAUACCAACUACAUUUGGUAAUCUUUUUCGAUUGGAGAAGCUCUUUCUUGGUGACAAUUAUAUAUCUGGUGCUGUUCCUUCCUCUGUUAUUGGAUCUUUGAGAUCACUUGUGGAACUAGGCCUAUCUGGAAAUAGAUUGUCCGGGCCAAUUCCAACUUCAGUUGGGAAGUUGGUGUUGCUAGCAAAGCUUGAUCUCCAUGGGAACAAUAUCUCUGGUAGCAUUCCCACUAGCAUUGGCAAGCUAAAGAGCCUUAUAUAUCUUGAUUUGUCAGAAAAUCAGAUAAGUGGAAGACUUCCUCAAUCCAUUGGUGCACUUUCCCAAUUAGUCUUGCUCUAUCUCAAUCAUAAUCAGAUUACUGGAAGCAUUCCAUCUUCGAUUUCCGGGCUCAGUUCUCUGCGGUUUUGUCAGUUAUCAGAAAACAAGCUCAGAGGCACUUUACCAGCAUCACUAGGCCAGCUCCCAAAGAUCGAAAGGCUCAUUUUCGAGAACAACAAAUUUUCAGGAAAACUGCCAGAAACCAUUGGCCAUCUUGCAACUCUUACUGACAUUUUCUUCUCCAACAACCAUUUUACAGGCAAGAUUCCUUCAAGUUUUGGCAAUUUACAUAACCUACAAACACUAGAUUUAUCGAGAAAUCGACUGUCGGGUCAAAUUCCUCCUCAGCUAGCAAAACUACAGAGGCUAGACACUUUGGAACUUUCAUUCAAUCCUUUGGGAUUGGUUAGUAUACCAACCUGGUUUGCAAGAUUAAAGCUUUUCAGGCUAUUGUUGGCAAAAACUGGUAUUCAAGGGCAGCUUCCAAGUUGGUUAUCUUCAUCAUCUAUAUCCAUACUUGACUUAUCAAGCAAUGCCUUGACAGGGAAGUUACCUCAUUGGAUAGGCAACAUGAGUAGCCUAUCAUUUCUGAACUUAUCAAACAAUGGUUUCCAUGCAUCAAUCCCAGUUGAAUUCAGAAACCUUUCACUUCUAAUGGAUCUUGAUCUACAGUCCAACAAGUUCUCUGGCCACAUGGAUUCAAUAUUCUCAAAAGAAUCCCAAAACCCUCUUGGCCAAUUUAAUUCCAUUGAUCUUUCUCACAACUUGUUCACUGGCCCCAUUGAUGAGGACAUAGGAGAAAGAUCCACAAUGACCUCUAUCAAAAGUCUAGUUUUAUCACACAACCCAUUGAGAGGAAGCAUACCAAAGUCACUUGGGAAGUUGAGUGAGCUGCAGGUCCUAAAGCUUGUGCAUAAUGGGCUUUCUGGAAGGAUACAAAUGGAGCUUGCAGAUGCCACAAAAUUGGCUACAAUUCUUCUUUCAAGCAAUAACUUGAGUGGCACUAUUCCAAAGGAGGUGCUGAAUUUGAAGGAUCUUCAAGAAUUUGAUGUGUCUGGAAACCAAUUGUCUGGGAAAAUUCCUCCUCACAAAGCUAACUUCCCUGUGUCUGCUUUCGCAGAUAAUCCUGGCUUGUGUGGAGCUCCACUUCCUCCUUGUAAUCACUCUUAG
Messenger RNA from Prunus armeniaca (apricot), 1923 nucleotides. Lineage: Eukaryota; Viridiplantae; Streptophyta; Magnoliopsida; Rosales; Rosaceae. The record is from the annotation of a GenBank genome assembly.